Penicillium cataractarum is the source of this 1731-nucleotide messenger RNA. RefSeq names its product asparagine--tRNA ligase DED81. Gene Ontology annotation, biological process: asparaginyl-tRNA aminoacylation. Lineage: Eukaryota; Fungi; Ascomycota; Eurotiomycetes; Eurotiales; Aspergillaceae. The coding region runs from base 1 to 1731 and encodes 576 amino acids. The transcript is spliced from 2 exons. The record is from RefSeq and is a predicted model, not a curated record. Gene Ontology annotation, molecular function: nucleic acid binding; ATP binding; asparagine-tRNA ligase activity. Gene Ontology annotation, cellular component: cytoplasm.
AUGGCGCCCUCUAUCUACAUCGACGAGGAUGUCGGCCACGACGAUGUCUCAGCCGCCGGCACCGAGUCUGCCCCCUACAAGACCCUUUUGCACGCCUUUGUGCAGCACGCCCCUACUACCGAGGGCAUUCAGUACUUGACCCGCAAGUCCCAGACAGACGCCGCUGGCGAGGAUGUCGACCCCGCCGCCAAGCUGGAGUGGAAGCCCGCGACCAAGUCCGCCAUGAAGAAGGCCACCAACCUGUGGGAGCAGCGCAAGAAGAAGGCCGCCAAGGAGCAGGAAUUGGCGAUCCGCGAAAAGGCCGAGGCUGAGAAGCGUCAGAAGGUCCUGGAUGAGGCUAAGAAGGUUGUCAUCACCGAGGACGCCUCCCUGCCCAAGCCUGUCCGCAUCCGCCUGGAUGAGACCGACCCGGCCGUCGUCUCGCUCCGUACUCCAGAGUCUGAUACCCCGGGCACUCGUGUCCGUGUUCUCGGUCGUGUGCACCGCAUGCGCGCGCAGAAGGACUACGUCUUCAUCACCCUGGCCGACGGAUACGGCUACCUUCAGUGCAUUCUGACCGGCGACCUGGUCAAGACCUACGAUAUCAUGACCCUCACCCUGGAGACCUCCAUCGCCAUCCACGGUGAGAUGCGCGCUGUCCCUCCCAAGCAGCACGCCCCCAACGACCGUGAGCUGCACGCCGACUUCUUCACCAUCAUCGGCCGCGCCGCCGGUGACAAGGAGGCCAUCACCACGCGCGUGGCGCCGGACGCCGACCCGCAGACCCUGUACGACAACCGACACCUGGUGCUACGUGGCGAGACUUCCUCGUCCGUGAUGAAGGUGCGCGCCGCCACUCUGCGCGCUUUCCGCAAGGCCUUUGAGGAGAACCGUAUGCUGGAGGUUACUCCCCCGGCCAUGGUGCAGACCCAGGUCGAGGGUGGUAGCACCUUGUUCGGUUUCGACUACUACGGCGAGAACGCAUACCUCACUCAGUCCUCGCAGCUGUACCUGGAGACCUGUCUCCCCUCCCUGGGUGACGUGUUCUGCGUUUGCCCGUCUUUCCGCGCUGAGAAGUCUCUGACCCGUCGUCACUUGUCGGAGUACACCCACAUCGAAGCCGAGCUGGACUUCAUCACCUUCAACGACCUGCUGGACCACCUCGAGGCUAUGAUCUGCCGUGUCAUCGAGCUGCUGCUCGCCGACCCCGAGGCGUCCAAGUACAUCUUCACUCUGAACCCAGACUUCAAGCCUCCUUCCCGGCCAUUCAAGCGCAUGAAGUACUCCGACGCGAUUGACUGGCUUGUUGCCCACGACAUCCCCAACGAGGAGGGCCAGCCCCACACCUUCGGUGACGAUAUUGCCGAGGCUGCCGAGCGCAAGAUGACGGAUAUUAUCAACCAGCCUAUUUUCCUCACACACUUCCCUGCCGAGAUCAAGGCCUUCUACAUGAAGAAGGACGAGAGCGAUCGCCGGGUUACCGAGAGUGUCGACGUUCUGAUGCCCGGUGUCGGCGAGAUCGUUGGUGGAAGUAUGCGUAUGGAUGACUGGGAUGAGCUGAUGAACGCUUACAAGCACGAGGGCAUGGACCCUAAGCCUUACUACUGGUACACUGACCAGCGCAAGUACGGUACCUCCCCCCACGGCGGCUACGGCCUCGGCCUGGAGCGCUUCUUGGCCUGGCUGUGCGCUCGCUACACCGUGCGCGACUGCUCCCUGUAUCCCCGUUUCACGGGCCGCUGCACGCCUUAA